UGAGACACCCUGGGCAACGUCCUCGGGUAGGAGGGCCAGCAUGUACGGAAGAUAAAUUCGUCGUUUUGGUGCGUGUGAGAGAAGGCGCGGGCGACGCGGGGAGGCGCGGAGGGCGGCGGCGCCGGCGCGCGGAGGCUGCUGCGCUCAGAGCACCUGCGCCCGCGCUCCGUAGCGCCGCUCGCUGCGUGCUCGAGUACCCGCGCCCGCGCACUGGCCUGCGCCGUGCAGAGCGUCGUGACGCCGCCCACGAUAUACAAGUCGGCGAAGUCGAGUGUUGAGCGGGGUGCUCCUGUGUGGAGCCUCCGCCCGCACGAAGACGUCACCGAUAACGCUGAAACGCGGCGUCAUGUCCGCGUCGCCGCAGCCCGCGUGCGACGACCGCGCGCGCACCCCAAAAGCAGGCGCUUCGCCAAGUUCAGCGCCGCGGUCACCGGCGCCCGCGCAUGCCGUACUCGCCACCAUGACACCCGUUCAGCCUGCUCACGACUACUACCCACACAAAGUGGAGAUGGAUUCAGAUGACGGCUAUCCCCCGGACGCACACACUUACCGCCAUUCACCUCAUGAGCUAGCUGCGUAUGCCCCCGAUAACAAAGUACCUGUACAGCCGGAUGUAUAUGAUCAGGGUAUGGAGUCCAUUGACGAGAAGACACCGAUAGAUCUUAUAUAUGAAGAUGACAAACAGACAGUAAUAUAUACGACGACACCAGAUCAAAAGAGGGUGGAGAUGAUUAGUGGACAAUUGGAUGAUGGGCAGUUAGUCAGCGGAGGGGGGCAACUAGUCGAUGGUGGCGUGUCCGUUGUGGUGGGACCCCCAGGACAGGCGGUCGUCGUGAUCGCUGACCAUGUUGUUGAUGAGCUCGGGCAGGUCAUUCCAAUAUCCAGGAGACGCAAAGAGGCAAUGGAAGUGGGGGGAGAGUGGCGCGCGUACUAUUCCAGUGGUGCAGAGCAUCCAUUAAGUGCAGCGACGUCGGCAGUACUCGGUGUGGCAGAUGAUACGCAACCCCAGCCCCUGGUGACCGAGUACUACAAACUACCACCCUUAGCCCAGGAUUCACACCUCAGUUUGCAUAAAGAGAAUGCGAAACUCAUUGAUGUCUGGCCGGCCGGCGGUGCACUGAAGGCGGCCAAUGGCGCGCACGGGGCGGAGCUGAGCGAGCUCUCCGGCCUGCUCCACGCGGGGCUCGUGAAGCGCGAGCCUGAAGACCUGAGCCGCAAGGUGGUCGACGAGCCCGAGCCGCACGCGCUCAAGCCGCCGCGACAUAAGGUGGCGGUCGGUGAGCACAGCGAAGCGGCCUCGCCGUCCCCGGUGCCGUCGCGGGCCUCUUCGGCCGGCUCGCUGCUACCUGACGCUGCCAUGUAUGCAGCGCAGAUGUUCGCGCCGCCUGGCACCCCAAGCCCUACUCCCUAUGGUGAACAAUAUUCGCGUCAACCUGCGGCCUUCACCGGCGAACCUUAUUAUAGAGAGUACUUUGUCGCUGAUGGUUACCAGCAAAGGGCUGCGCCGCCCUAUGGAGAUGCAGAGUCGGCUCCGCCUUCCGCCUUUGGUGACCGAUAUGCGGCACCUCGAUAUCACAGCAAAAGUGUGAUCGCAGCCGCGGGCCUGACAGUGGAUCUGCCAUCACCUGACAGCGGCAUUGGAGCGGAUGCUGUCACUCCUCGCGAUCAUACUGCCGUUCAGCAGUCGUUCGACUACACCGUAAUCUGCCAGCAGCCCGGUGUGGCGGAAGACGGCCGGGGUACACCCUCGGCUCACCACUCGCCUGCUCAACCUCCAAGAACGCGACCCUGGCACGAUUUUGGUAGACAAAAUGAUGCGGACAAGAUACAAAUACCUAAGCUGUUUUCCCCGUACGGAUUUAAGUACCACCUGGAGACUGCGAGUAGCAGUUCGCAGAGGCGCGAAGAUGAUAGGAUCACUUAUAUCAACAAGGGACAAUUCUAUGGUAUCACCCUGGACUACACACAUGAUCCGGACAAACCUUUAAAAAAUCAAACUGUUAAGAGUGUUGUUAUGCUGAUGUUCCGAGAAGAAAAAUCACCAGAGGACGAAAUCAAAGCAUGGCAGUUUUGGCAUGGCAGACAACAUUCAGUGAAACAAAGAAUACUAGAUGCUGACACGAAAAAUAGUAUCGGGCUGGCCGGCUGCAUCGAGGAAGUGGCGCACAAUGCCAUCGCUGUCUAUUGGAAUCCACUUGAAAGCGCUGCCAAGAUCAAUAUUGCUGUGCAAUGUUUGAGUACAGACUUCAGCAGUCAAAAAGGAGUUAAGGGUUUACCGCUACACAUUCAGAUUGAUACAUUUGAAGAUCCGCGAGACACGCAAGUCUAUCAUAGAGGAUACUGUCAAAUAAAAGUGUUCUGUGACAAGGGUGCCGAAAGAAAGACAAGGGAUGAAGAAAGACGAGCAGCUAAAAGAAAAAUGUCUGCAACGAAUAGAAAGAAGUUGGAUGAAAUUUACCAUCCUGUGACGGAAAGAAGCGAGUUCUACUCGAUGGCAGAUUUGACGAAGCCGCCUGUCCUUUUUAGUCCUGCUGAAGAUAUCGAUAAGUUAGCUGGAAUGGACAUACAAGGAUUUUAUGGGCAUGACGAGGCAGCACUAACUGAAGCUCACCUUAAAGGCGCUUCACCCUUCCUGUUACACGCAGCAAAACCUCAAGCGCCAGCGUUGAAAUUCCACAAUCAUUUCCCACCGGAUGCACCAGCGUACAGUGUUCCUGUUUCGCCAUAUAGCGACCGCAAAGACUCUCUAGAAUUAGAGGGUGUAAUAGGCAAGCGCGCGCGUACAUCAACUCCGCCGCUCAGCGAGCGCGUCAUGCUCUACGUGCGCCAGGACACCGACGAUGUAUACACUCCUCUUCACGUUGCGCCGCCAACAACGCAGGGCUUGAUGCACGCUAUUGAGAAUAAGUACAAAAUUUCAAGUUCGGCAAUUAAUAAUCUUUAUCGAAAGAACAAGAAAGGGAUUACGGCCAGAAUUGAUGAUGAAAUGUUGGCGUACUAUUGUAACGAAGAUCUGUUUCUGCUGGAGGUAAGACCAGCGAGCGCUAACGAGGACGAGCCCCUCUACGACAUUACGUUCGUGGAGUUGCCCCUGGAGCACUAGGGCUGCGUCCGCGCCGGACGUUGUACGUCGGCGGUGCUUGCCACACAGUGCAAGUUUUCCUCGUAUCUCUACCACUUGUGAUGUGGCGAGCUCUGAACUCUUUGAGUAAAAGAUAAACAUUCCCUUUUGACUCUUUAUAUGCGAAGAAUGUUAAUUUAUAAAUGAGAUAAGGUUGUCUCAAAAAGUGUCGAUCUCAGAUUGAAAAUUACUUUUAAGCGAUUCCUCAUCAUAAUAAUAUCAGAUCAGCUGAAUGUCACAAAUUUUAUCGUUGGUCGCUAAUCAAUGCACAAACGGUUAAGAGGGGCCAUUUUGUAUAUAUCUAAUUUAGUGCCUUAUGAAAUUAAAGAGAUAUGCAACGAUCUAUGGUGUGAUGGCAAAUAAGAAUUUGAUGUAUUUUGGAGAUAAUGAUCUGUUGCUAAUUAUAUAAAUAUGUGUGCCAUUCGCUCGGUUAUCAUACUAGUUGUAUGUAGUUAUCGUUUCAACAGGUACCUUUUAAUCUUGCCAUGAUGAUAAAAUAAGAAAUUCUUGUCACAAAAUGUAAUCAUUAUGUAGAAAUUGUUUAUCUACAUAAACUUAAAUCAUAAAGUGCCUUCUACAUUAUUAUGUUAUUGUAUCUUUAAAUGUAAGUGAGUUAAGUCACUCAUGCCAUCCACUUGUUAAGUUUUAAAUAUACAUAUAAGUUUCAUUUUUAAGCUCGCUCAAUACAUUCCUCGACGAAGUUGAUUUUAAUUUAAGCUCAAAAGUCGUAACGUCCACUACUUCAGUCAUAUCCAUCAUAUUGGAAUCAUUGUAGCGACAAAACGAGAUUAAUAAAAUUAUAAAGUUAUUUUGUAAACUAUCCGUCAUUACUUAGAAGUUUCUAGUUUAUAAAAUUGAAGUAUUGGACGAUAAUUACAACUUAAAAUGAGAUAUAGUCGCAGUUUGCAUAUUGUAUAAUAAAUAAUAGUCACAUAAACAUAGUCACAAAAGUUGUCAAUUCGAACACUAUUAACAUUAGCACCGACGGGAGAGGUUUUGUAUAUCUAAUUUUAAGAUUUUGCAAAUUCUAUUAAAAUAACAGAACGUUGUAUUCGAACGUUUUGAUAUUUUAAUAAAAUUUCGAUACGUAAGUUAUCGGGCCAUGACAACAAUUUAGUUUACGAAGCGUAAUAGUGUCCAAGACUUGUAUAAGUAAGGUUACAUGAUAAAUUGAGCUAUACUUACUGUGAAUAACAUAACUUUUACAUAAAAAUCAUUGUUAGUUUUUAACUAUACUCAUUGACUUGUUAUAAACAUUGUAUUCUAUCAAAAAGACAACAUAUAAAAUUAUAGCUAAGUUUCACCACCGAUUUGUAUUCAAAAUUCAGAACAAGGUUCUGCUUUUUUGAAGGGAUUUGUCAUAGACGAAGUUAUUCAUGAUUUUUGAUCGUCAUCUUUAUUUUAGUUGUGUGCCUAGUGCGGACGGUUCGAUUAACUGCCAUAUUAAGACAUAAUAAUUAGAUUACUUAAUGAAUUUAGAUGUAGAAUUUUAAAGGUAGUUUUUACUUAUAUGUGACUUGCAUCACUAGAUAUCGAAUUUUAAUUAGGAUAAAGUUAUCAAUUUAAUACGUAUUUUGUAUCGUUUUGUUUUUCAUAACUCGGCUGCGAUUGCGUUGUGACUGGGUCCGUCCUUCGCUUAUUUUUAUUUAAACAUCUCUUUCUUCAUUCGGCUUGUCUACACUUGUUAUUUACUUUCCACUGUAGGUACCUAUAAGUAUUUUUUCUAAAGUAAAAUUUUAGACUUAUUUGGUUUUUCAUCCGGAGAUAACGUAUGAGUAUCAAAAUAUAUCUCACCCAUAGUCGCUUUUCUUGAUCUAUUAUAAACUAACUAUAACAUUUUUUACGUUCUUAAUUAGAAAUUGUUUCCAAUACCUAUAUAUGUUUUUUUGUAAAAUAUAUUUUUUCCUAUAUUAAACACAGUAAUAUUGCUUUCGGAUUAUAAGACCGCUUUAUUAUCUUCUUAAUAUACAUCAUAUUCUCUGCGGUUCUAGGGUGAGUUUUUUUAACGAAUGAAACACCACCUAAGUCAAAUAUUAUAAGUUAAUGCAUUUCAUUGCUCAAAAUCUGCAUUUGCCAUUGCCGCGGAGCGGAAUGUAACAGAUUGUUAUUACUUAUACCUACUUAUACGUAUUCACAUAAUUAUAUUUAUUUAUGUACUUAAUGUAAUAAAUUGUGCAGCUUUAAUUUUUACUUACAAUGAUGUUAGACCGUGAUUUUGAAUCUCGUCAUAAGUCACAAAUGUCAGUAGCAAUAAAUACAUACAUAAAGCAGGUUAGUGUGUAGUUAGGUGAUCGCGUCCUCGGCGUGCCGCCGCGCACCAUGCGCCCUCUCGUGGCAGCUCACAUGUGGCAGUGCAAUGUUAAGAGAGUUUACUAUAGAGAUUGUGUUUGUAGAUAGAUUGAUAUUCGGCGAAAUUGAUAAUAUUUGUGUAGAGUAGAAGUUUGUAGCGAAAGCGGGAACGGUGACGUGGCGAGCGGCGGCGCGGCCUGUAUUCGCCUUUCGGAGCUAUUAGUCACACUAGUUAAAACACGCCGAAAGUGGUAGCACAUUUUCGUUAUUAGAUUCUACUGUACUAAGUUUAAAUUGAAUAGAUGUUACGUUAUUCUUUUAUAUUAAUAUUUGUAAGUUGUCAUAAAUAUUAUUAAUAUAAUUAUUUUUAUCAAAGUUUAUAAUCUAAAUAAAAAUGUUUUUCUUCAAAACGUA
Messenger RNA from Galleria mellonella (greater wax moth), 5824 nucleotides. RefSeq names its product protein grainyhead (gene grh). The transcript has 15 exons. Bases 347 to 3103 code for a protein of 918 amino acids. Gene Ontology annotation, cellular component: nucleus. Lineage: Eukaryota; Metazoa; Arthropoda; Insecta; Lepidoptera; Pyralidae. The record is from RefSeq and is a predicted model, not a curated record. Gene Ontology annotation, molecular function: DNA-binding transcription activator activity, RNA polymerase II-specific; RNA polymerase II cis-regulatory region sequence-specific DNA binding. Gene Ontology annotation, biological process: regulation of transcription by RNA polymerase II.